GUGCGGCAAAUUCUGGGUAUCGUGGCGCCAUCGAGACCAUCCCCGAAAUUUGCUUCCAUUGGCAAACUGAGAAACUACCUUAAAUGUCAAGUGUAGUUUCUGGAGUGGACAAUCAUGGUAGUUUCCAUGGCGAACAUUUCCUCCUUCAACAAUACUGGUCCACCUCCACAUUCUCCUCGCACUCGCAGCCACAACGCUCACAAUUUCAAAUUCUAUCGCCUUAUCUGCUGCCGCGUCCAUUGGAAGACGGUCUUCUUCUCUUCUGGCCCUAGUCUGGCUGAAUCGCUUCGUYCUCUGCAGCCCAUGAGACGGAAUUUAGCCAACUUCACUUGCUCCGCUGCUGAAAAACCGGAAAUCAGUUCCACGGCCAAGAUAAGAAGUGAAGUUCUCUCUCCUUUUCGAUCCGUUCGGAUGUUCUUUUAUCUCACUUUCAUUGCCAGUGGUACAUUGGGAGGACUGAUUGCAACCACUCAAUUGCUAGCUGCAUUGGCAAAUUCAUCAAGAGCUGAACAAGUCCCUGAUAUUCUAAAAGGACUUGGAAUAGACUUCGGAGCCGUAGCUCUUUUUGCAUUUCUUUACUUCAGAGAGAACAAUGCGAAAAAUGCUCAGUUGGCAAGACUUUCAAGAGAAGAAAGUCUUUCGAAUCUGAAGCUUCGAGUGGACCAAAGCAAAGUUAUUCCUCUCARCUCUCUGCGUGGGAUUGCUCGUCUGGUAAUUUGUGCUGGCCCUGAAUCCUUUAUCAUGGAAGCUUUUAGAUCAAGUGAACCUUUCACUGAACAACUUCUAGAACGGGGCGUGGUAGUCGUACCCUUUGCCACAGAUGUCAGUUCCCUGAAUUUUGAGUUUGAUGAACGUGAAGAUUUGAAGGAUGUAACCACCAAAAGAAAAAGACUCUGGCGGUUGACUCCAGUUUACAUGCCCGAGUGGUCGGCGUGGUUAGAUGAACAAAAGAAGUUGGCUGGAGUAUCCACCGAGUCUCCUGUGUAUUUAUCACUGCGAAUGGACGGCCGUGUUCGUGGUAGCGGUGUUGGUUAUCCUCCUUGGAAUGCUCUUGUUGCACAACUACCACCUGUGAAAGGGCUAUGGUCAGGUCUUCUAGAUGGAAUGGAUGGAAGAGUUCUUUGAAGAAAAACACUUGCUCUUCUUCCAACCUUCUGCUUCCUCAAAUACCUAUACUGGAGCUUCCCAGAGCCUUUACCAUGGAGUGGAGCAAAGUUUUGCUAUCAUCUUUCUGUCAUAUCCAGCACAGAGUCACUGUAAAAGCUCCAACUCCAUUGUCAAUGGUGGACUGCCUGAGAAAUGGAAMUGAAUCUCGUGACAGCAGAAUACAGGUUUUUUUGUAAAGAGAUAAAAAGAAGAGGUUUAGCUUAUGUGACAUCUGGAAUUUUAUAUUUGAUCUAGAAUCCAAUAUCCUUAUUUAUUAGUUAUUAUAGCUGCAGUAAUUGUAUUGUAAAUCUAUAUAUUGUUAAUUGUUAGAUGAAUGUAUAUUCAAGUGCCUCAAUAAAUGGAAAUCAAGUAAUUAUACAUUUUCAUUCAAA
Momordica charantia (bitter melon) is the source of this 1538-nucleotide messenger RNA. RefSeq names its product LOW PSII ACCUMULATION-like protein. NCBI's taxonomy places the organism in Eukaryota, Viridiplantae, Streptophyta, Magnoliopsida, Cucurbitales, Cucurbitaceae. The record is from RefSeq and is a predicted model, not a curated record.